AUGAUUGCCCUUUGGUUUUCAGUGUUUCCAAAUACCUUGGUUGCAGCAGUGGAACACUUCACAGGCAAAGCUGGAGGUAUGAGGGUGUCUAAAAAGGCAGAAAACAGACCUGGUCAGAAAAAUGCUAAACCUCCAGGAAAAGAAAAGACAAGUGCUAUUACCAGUUUUUCAAGAACUCAGAACGUAGGUGUCUUGCUUGCAGAAGCACUGAGCAAAAUGAGCCACAGAACUCAUGCAGCAGCAUUACAAGUGGCUCAGCAAAAGCCACAGCCUGCCUUGGAGAAGUUCAUACUGCCCAAAAGAAUUUAUAUCAUUCAACAGCCACGGAAAUGUUAA
Messenger RNA from Chaetura pelagica (chimney swift), 336 nucleotides. RefSeq names its product death associated protein-like 1 (gene DAPL1). Bases 1 to 336 code for a protein of 111 amino acids. Gene Ontology annotation, molecular function: death domain binding. Gene Ontology annotation, biological process: cellular response to amino acid starvation; apoptotic signaling pathway; negative regulation of autophagy. The transcript is spliced from 4 exons. The record is from RefSeq and is a predicted model, not a curated record. Lineage: Eukaryota; Metazoa; Chordata; Aves; Apodiformes; Apodidae.